Molecule: messenger RNA, 4526 nt
Organism: Porites evermanni
Lineage: Eukaryota; Metazoa; Cnidaria; Anthozoa; Scleractinia; Poritidae
Source: the annotation of a GenBank genome assembly
AUGGAAAGCUGUCCUCGAAAACAGCAGUUAGAUUUAGUGAAACAAAGUUCCUUUCAAAGUCACACUUUGAACAAUGUAACCAACACCUUAAGUAAGAGCGCCACAUUGAACGUAACGUCUUCUCGCUUUAGACAUGGAGAAGUUCUGAACGUGGAUUUCCGAGCGACAAUGGUUUCAACAACUUCAGCACCAACCCCAUCAGCGACGACCUCUCCGUUUUACCUUUUACGAGAUGAUCCUCGUGAGUUUAUAACAAGUUACUUUUGUAUGAAUAGCGUUACAGUAUUUUAGUGUUUUUUUCAUUCAACGUCGUUAUUUUUUGCAGCCACACCGCUAGAAACAAAUGGUAGCCUUUUACAUGGCUUCGACCAGACACAAAAAGGCAAAAAGGUGAAGGAAGGUCUCAGUUCGUUUCUUCCGCAUUUACCUGGUAAGGCUUCUUCCACAAUGCUUUAAUCAUAGUCUACAUGUGAAGAAGGAAGUGCAUAAAUCUAUUGUCCCGUGGCUUACGUUACCCUGUAUAUAAAUGAAAAUGGCAAUUCAAUAUAAGUUAAGCACAUAUCGGCCAAAUGAGCCUAAAUAAGCUUAACAAAUAAUUGUUUUAAAACACUUUCUCAGUGUUCAAAUGCAAUAUGUUGUGUUAAGCUUAAUUUUUGUGACAUAUUUAGCUGAUAAUUUGGUGCGUCAGUUUAGAAAUGCAGAUUUCUCUAAACUAUAAGCUUCAAUUAAACAAUAUGCUGAAGUUUCCUACUCAAAAUUUACAUUUAUGCUGAGCAAGCAUGUACAGUAUUUAAUAUCUGCAAAUUAAAUUUCAAGAUACCUGACCACAUCAACUGCUCCUGUGGUCCGACAGCAAUCAAGGAAAUAGUUCAUCCUCAGUUCACACUCCCACAGUCCCAUUUCCCUGUUGCAGAAAACUCAUGAGGUGUUGAAACAUGUAACUCUUUAUCUGAUGCUUGUGAACAUUAACGAGCAUGGAACGUGAGCUACAUGUUUCAAUCCCUUAUGAGUUUCUGCCUUUAGUCAAUAUGUCUAUUCAAAUCAACUAGUAAAACAACUACUCCCACUUUUGCAGCCCUUUAGUCGAGAAAUUUAUCAAAAUCAAGUAUGUAGAAUGACUGCUCAAACCCAUAGUAACUUAAAAUCAGGUACUGACAAAUACAUUGUUUGGAAUCAGUUUUAUUACGAUAUUUUACUUAAAGGCUUAAAGUUUGACUUUAUUUUUGCAGUAAUAUUGCUUGGUAAAUUUUUUGCUUGUGUUCAUUCUGGUAUGUUUUAAAGUUCUUUUCUCCCUGCACAAGUUCAAUGACUAAGUUGUCCUUGAUUCUUAAAACUGAUAACAUCACAAACAGUACAAGGGACAUGGAUAUCUACAUGGAUACAGGUGAUUACAGGCGGUAAGCAAAACCACCCAAUAUAAUGGAGGUUGCCCAUAGGAAAAACCCCUUAUAUAUAUGGAACAUAGACUACUCAGGCUCAAUUGCCUUUUGGAGCAUUUUCAGGUCUGACUAAUUAAGUGUGUUCCCUUUUUCCUUUUCUCUUUGUUCAGGUGUUAUAGAUGAACUGGGGGGACCCGAAACUAGGUAAAUAGACAUUGAAAAUUGCUUUACAGAUAUUGCAGCUGCUAUUAAUUUUAUACCCCAAUAGGCCAUGUUUCAGUUGUGGGCUUAGUGUCCUAGGCUUUGAGUGUACGUGAGGCUGAGGUUGAUCUUGUUUUGAUACAAACCUCAUCCCUUUUCUAAUGUAAAUUCUGCUUAAAAAAUACUAGUUAGCAUAAGAACCACAUGAUUUACAUGAUAAAGCAGGAAGGGUUAAAUCAAAACAAGGUCAACCCCAGCCUUGUUUCUGCUUGCAACUGUAAAAUGGUCUAUUCUAACAGCAUGAGACACAUGCACUUGAUACAAUGUAAAAGCACAGUUAGAAUAACGUAUCUGUGCAAAUUUUAUCAAUAAACUAGGAAAACUACCUAGUUGCCAAUUUAACUCUUUUGGUUGGUGCCACAUAUAUUGUGAGAUGUUUUGUGGUUACAGUUGUGGUGUGAGAAACUAUAACUACCGUAUAAUGUUUUGGUGAACGUUCUGUAAUUUAAUAUGAACUUGUCGGAAUAAUGCGCAAUAUUAUAGUAUGUCACAAGCCUAAGGGUAGUAUCUGUUAGGUUGCAUGAUAUGUUUUCCAGAAAAUAUCACUGCUGUACAACAGACAUAAAAACUGUAACCACAUGCACUUGCUCAAGGUUUUUUUUUUUUAAUUCUUCUGACUAAAAAGACAGAUUUGUGAUAUCAGCUCAUAUGGAUUCUUCACCACUGGUCAGUGGUGACUGAUCAUGGCAGCUGCAAUCUUUCCAGCUCUGGGUUAUUAGAGUCUGUAAUCUGCUCCCUUAAGGAGUUACGUCAUCUUCUACAUUAAGCUGUUUUAGGCAUUCUGCUUUGCCUGCCAUUAGAUCACUUAAUAUCUGCACAGGCUGUAACCGCUGACCGGUACCCUCCCAGUAUUUGAGGAAUCUCUAUCUUUUUUGGGAGUAUUUGUGCACCAAGUGGAAAAUCUUCCACAAUUCACUUUCAGAGUUACAUGGUACAUGUACUACACCAAUUCUAAUUUUUUAUCCAAUUUAGGUCAAAAGAAGUGUUACACCUACAAAGUAACAUAUAUAUUUAUUUUUUGGUAUUUAAUUUUCUGUUUUCAGUCUACGUUCUGUGGUUGACAAGCCACCUAUUGGUGGGAAAGAGCUUUUACCGCUAACUGGGCAUUCUUUGUCUGGAUUUCGCUUAAAUCCUGGUCCAGUAAGUGUACCUAAUAGGCUCAAACAUGAGUAAACAGUCCAACCUCAAAAUUGUCUGGAAUUAAAUUUACCAGAUUUCCCUUCUUUACUUUUUGAUCCGUUUUUUUUUUUAAUAUGAUGAAUAAUCAUGGACAUCUUAGAAUAUGAUUUGCUGGGUUUUUUUCUAUUCAAACAUUGAAAGAUGCAGGGUUGUCGCUAUAAGAUUUCAAGUUGCUAGGUAAAUACAAUAAGUAGGCAGAGGAUCAAACAGCUAGGGAUUUCUUUUGGUUCCAUUUUUCUUCUAUUUUCCAAAUAAGAUAUCAUUAAUUUUAAAUAUUUAGAAUUUUCCAGACUAUUUACCCCAGUCCUGCCAAGUCCAGAUAAUCAAGGUUCUACUGGAGUGGCCAUUUACUCAUGUGUUGUUUAACUCUGCCUGAAACACUGCCAUAUUGUCUUUUAUUGUCUAGAAUUUUUUGUAUUUUUCUAGAUCCCUGAGCAGUUCCGUUUCAUGAGUCAGCACCCAGUGAAGAAGAAACACAGACACAAGAAACACAAAAGUCAAGAUACUGAACGAAAUAAAGAUAGCGAAACUGUUGGUCAAGGUUUGCGGCAACUUGAGCAAGAGAAGCCUGCAUCCUCUUCUGCUGGUAUGUUAAAAAAAAAUGGAGAGGCUUAUAUCUGGAAAGGGGGGUCUUACAACCGCUUUGAAACAAGCUAUAACCAGUGCAUGAACUAAAUACAUUUUGCAUGUCUGGGUUAAAAAUUAACCUUCAAAACUUCACAAAUAGAAUGGCCCUUAUGCAUGAUUACGUCGGACAAGCAAAUUUCACCACCAAGCCUCUCUUGCAAGGAAAAUUCUGUGCAUUUGCACUCUUUGUCUGUGGAUAUUCUUUUCAAAUUUGCUGCCUCGUGAAUUCUUUUAUGCAAAACUUAGCAACUUUACAAUUUCAAAAUGAGGUUUGAAGGUGAAAUUUGCUCAUUUGACGUAAACAUGCAUAAGGGCUAUUAAUUCAAUACAGGAGGGGGCCUAUAUUUAGGGUGGAGGGCUUACUGGUAAGUCAUUUAAGUGUAUCUAAAAAUCAAAUUGGCUUUGUAAUUCUUUCAGAUUUGAAUUCAGAUACAGUAUUAAGCCUGGAUUAGCUUAUAACUGUACUUUGAACAAGAGCCUUAUUGAUAGUGUUUGGUGCUAAAUAAUAAUAUGUAGCUUCAAUAAAUAUGUUUAUUUUUCAACAGAAAAAUCAGAGGGAAGUCAUGAUUCAAAGAAACACAAAAAACAGGUUAGCCAAGUAGGAGCCUUUUGAAAAUGCUUAAACAUUUUUCUUAGGAAUGAAUUUCAGAAUUACCAUUGUAGCAGAGUACUUCUCCAGUAUCCAAUAAAGUGUACAUAUUGUAAGAGAACUUCCAAUCUUUAUCAUAUGCUACUAUGUUGCAAAUGAUUUCUUGGAGGUCUCGAUUCUUUAAGGUAGACGGAUUAUGGAGAUCUCUGUUCCUCUUUGCAUUUAGUCCUUGCUACAAACAUGAAUUAUUAUAAAAUGCAGGUUUUUAUCUUAGGUUUUCAUUUCUUGUUUCAGAAAAAGCAUGAUGACGGUGAAAGAAAAAAGAAAAAGAAGGAAAAGAAAAAGAAAAAGGUAAUCACACUGUAUUAUUGGCAGGGCAAAUUGCUUGAUUUUACGUGGCAAUAGAAAUUAACUGUGGGCUAACUUAUCUGUUCUAAUUUCAGAAACAUACCCCAGAUGCCACCCCUACAGGGGGAUUGGAACCCAGCUGA